Molecule: messenger RNA, 1539 nt
Organism: Echinostoma caproni
Lineage: Eukaryota; Metazoa; Platyhelminthes; Trematoda; Plagiorchiida; Echinostomatidae
Source: the annotation of a GenBank genome assembly
AUGUGCGGCAAACUGUUGUCCACAUCUGAGGAUACUAGCUGGAAAUGGGUCGAUCAGGAUGGCGAUGCCGAUGAGUUGAAUGAAGACUUCGCGGAUGAAACCGAGGGAGAAAUGACUGGCAGUUCGACUCUUGGAGGAGGCAUGCUUCUUGGUCACGCUCGACUGUAUACAAACAUAGAUCUUGUAUUUUGUCGCCACAUCAGGACUGGUCUUGGUUUGAAUAAUCGACGAGUUCGGGAUGAGGACUACCGUUGGGAACCGAAAUCGGCAUGUCUUAAACUGUACGGAGUUCGCGUGGGUCUUAUGGAAGAACUGCUCGAGCUUCUUAAACAACGGCUGCAUAUUCCUAAACACGCGCCUCCCGGAGUUCCAACACCCCCGGUGACAUUUGCGUCACCUGUGUGGUCCGCUUCGUUUCAUCCGACCCGAUCUGGUGACUCUCACACCGCUGCGGUCCUGUUUUCCCAAUCUCAGACCAUAGUUGGCACGUCAACUUCCGUUGCCCCACUGUCUCGUUCGGUAGCUACAUCAUUAGCUGGUAGCAGUACCGCAUUUCACGUUUGUUUGUCGGUUCUCCCCCUUCGUUUGAUGGCCACCAACUCGACCGAUCGCUCUGGCCGUUCCUGCCUCCGCGCCCAACACACCGCACAGGAGACCGAAGAUAUCGCCUUUCGAUUCGAAUUGAUACGCUUCAUAUUUCGCCGGAGCUUGCAGCUAAAAUUCUAUUCGUUUUUGUUCACCGGCAUCGUCAUACCGCCGCUGUCGCCACCGCCACUACCACCGACACCACACAAUAAGUCAAGUCAUGGCUCAUCGAAAUGGAACAGUGCUUGGGAAAUGCACUCGGCACAUCUUUUCCCCACACAGUCUAACAGUAGCAAUGCGCCCGACCUGAACCCGUGUCAGUUCUGCCCACCACCAUCAUCUGACGCCAAAGGUCUGUUUGUUCCUGAAUCUGGUCGUCACGUGACAGAUGAGUCCAUAUUCUUUUGGCCCGGCCCGGAUGCAAUCAGAGAACUGGAAUCGGAUUCGUCCCGUGCAGUUUCAUGCUGUACUGGCAUGCCCAAAACGUCGGAAAAAACAAUAAUAGUUCGUUUGAAAUUGACCUCAUUGCAUUUGCUGAACGGCUGGAUAGAUGCAUAUCAAAACUGCUCUUUGGAUUGCAAUUUUGAUUCAGUUGUGCUCGAUUUCUGUUCGGGCUCGGCUUCUGCUUGGUACCGCUUGUUGAAUACUCUNAUGGUACAUAUGCGCGUGGGCAUUUCCGCCUCGACUAGUAAUCGCCAACCAAUGACGUCUUGGUCCGGGAUUCGUUCACACAUGGCCGAUGGAUGUUGGUCUCGGUUUGAAAAAAGUACUGCUGAGGCGUUCACGGAUCCACUAGAUGCGAAUUUGGAACAUUCCCCAGAUAAUAGAAAAGAACCAGAGAUUCUGAUUCGGAUCGCAUCUGAUUCGUGUCCAUCGGGCUUGCAACUCGGAUUGGACAGCCUGGUCUUCGAUCAAAAUUCCAAUUUGUUAGACUCUCCCCAGUCUGGUGAGUGA